This is a messenger RNA of Orbicella faveolata, 2583 nucleotides long. RefSeq lists its product as uncharacterized. Gene Ontology annotation, molecular function: RNA polymerase II cis-regulatory region sequence-specific DNA binding; DNA-binding transcription factor activity, RNA polymerase II-specific. Lineage: Eukaryota; Metazoa; Cnidaria; Anthozoa; Scleractinia; Merulinidae. The record is from RefSeq and is a predicted model, not a curated record. Gene Ontology annotation, biological process: cell differentiation; regulation of transcription by RNA polymerase II. Gene Ontology annotation, cellular component: nucleus.
UCCGAUUUCCAACUUGUGUUACACUGAAAAAACGAUGGGCUGAUCAUGUCACUUCCCGCUCCUGUCAUGGUAAGGAAUAUUUUUAUUUUCCUCUGUCACUGUACUAUUGGUCAAGAGUGAUCUGUUCUAUGAAACUGGACAUUAAGUGUUACACUUUUUGAGGGGAAAUAGGGAAGCCUGGAAUUGCCAUCACAACUUACUCAACUCUCAUACUCAAGAACAGUCUGCUUAGCUACAACGAGCAAAAAAUGCUCAUUCGGAUCGAUAUAACAAUAGCGCAACGGCCAAUGUGCCACAUUAAUGUGGCAAGGUGGCAGCAAGUGAUAAUGUAGAGAGUGCCUCUUGUGGUUGGACAGAUCCAGGGGAGCUGUCGCGGGUGAACCAGUGCAGAAUCCAUUCAGAUCCAUCACUCCUAAAUUAUUUUCCACCUGUAAUCAACUUUUUGUCAGGAUAUCCUUGUCCAGAUAUAUAACAAUAUUUUGGCGAACCUUACGUCUAAAUAACUGUAAACAGCAAAGCCGGCAUAUUAGUGAUAAGCGAUGCCAACAUUACUGACCCUCGAAUAAACAACUGCGUCACAAAGCCAAAGAAACCGCAGCACGAUUACAACAUGGCGUCUACUGGUCUCCAUUCCUCGGCCUUUCAUCGUGUCAGUCGUUCAAGUUGUGCUUCAAAUAACUCAAACUCGUUUUCAGUACGAAACAUUUUGAAUCUUUCAGAGGAAAAAUCCCUACAGUACGCUCAAAACUUAGAUGAUGGUUUACCGAGUUGUCCCGUUUUGUUGUACCUUCCGCAACUUCCUCAAGUGCCGUGGCCUAUGACGCACUUGUACAAUGUUGAUUCUCAUUGUACAGGCCUCAUAAACCGGCAGCAGUUUAGGGGCGCUCAACACGAUCACGAUCAAAGAUCGUUAACGGACAAGAAAAUCCAUUUAAUAGCUGGCGUCAAUGUGUUCCCGAAGAAACGAAGACGUCCCAUGCAAAAGAAGAAACAACGUCCCCUGUUCUCGCCGCAUCAAAUCCAAACCAUGGAGAAGGAAUUCGCCACACAGCGCUACGUAACUGAGGAGAAGCGAGCGCAGCUGGCUUUAACAGUCAACUUAACCGAAGCUCAAGUCAAAACGUGGUUCCAAAACAGGCGAACUAAGUGGAAAAAAGAGAGAAAAGAGAUACAGCAAAACAUGAAUCAAACGAUGAGAGGAAACACUGUCUUUCAAAGCAAUUGUGCCGCCUUCGGUUUCGUGUAAACGCAUGUAAGUGUAGUGCUAAAUAUAUGACGAUGUUUUUAGCUGUUGUUUUGUUAACAUUUGGAGACAUUUACAAAGUUUAUACCGGAUGUUUUUCAGUCUAUUAAUUAGUAUUUCCCUAUAAAAGUUAACGUUAAGAAACAACGACGUUUCGACCGUUCGACGGUCAUUUUCAAGUUGAAAGUAAAAUUUUUGUGUGCGCUUUACUUUCGACUUGAAAAUGACCGUUGAACGGUCGAAACGUCGUUGUUUCCGAACGUUAACUUUUAUAGUGAAGCCGUUUCAAAACAUUUUUUGAUUCGAAUAUUAAUUAGUACCAGAGUAUUCCACGAUCAUUUCACAUUAGUUACUCACCACGCAGAGAUCGAAGAGUUAGAACGGUCUUACUCUUUCAACUGUGAUUUUGAGUACGACCAUGGGAUUAUUAAUAAUUGUUGAUCGGGUAAGAAAUAGCUACUUCAGUGUCACUUUCAACUGCACAGUUGUGCAAGAGUUGUUCAAAAUAGCUGUUCAAAAUAGCCAGGAAAGGCGAUUGGAACUGAAGAGGUUCAUUAACGAUAAUAAAACAAACUACUAGGAGCAGUAAAUAGAGUGCAAAUUUACUUUUCCGUUCCUCGUAAAUUAUACACCAAGCACAAAGCCAUAUUUUCAUUAUUCCAUAAUUGUUUUCUGCGUAGUUUGUAACAAUGCAACGAUAUUUUAGGGCACCCGAUGUUUUGGCAGUGUUGCUUUUGUCACAAAAACAUGAUUGCAGGCAAUUUAUGUUAGUAUUGUAUUAAACUUGUAUUCGUUGAGCACGUGGUUCUAGUUGCAAACAUCAUGGUUCACUCCAUUAAUUUCAGUGUACCCAGCUCAUGAAGUAAUCGCUUAAAUUUUGUUUUCAACUAGCUUUAGGAAUUGCGAAGCUGUUUUCAACUGUCUGUAUAGUGUUCAAAUCCCAAAAUAAGCAUUUGAUUCCUGUUUCUAUUUCCGGCUGAAAGAAGACAAAAACGGUUUAGUAGCGUUCCACCACGCUGGUUCUUUACAAUUUGCGAUACUCAACAUAUUCCUGCUCUCAUUUUCUGCGAGAUUCUAGCUUGCAGUGUGUAAAUAAAACUUGAUUACAUACAGUUUCGAUAUAAAUGACAAUAGCUCAGUAGAAUAAAAGAUCAAUAAAAGAAUAUGUUGCAAAUCACCAGCUGCCUGUUCUUUUAACAUUUUGGGACUGUUCUCCAAGAUCUUAGCUCGGCUUCAAGUGUUAAAAUUGUGUAUAAAUUACACUUAAUUUAAAUGACAGCUUGUAGGCAUCUAAACACAAUUUACAAUAGCUCAGCAGAAUAAAGGACCAGUAAAGAAUA